GCCCACUCUCUGUGUAUUUUUUUGCCUGUGUGUACAGAAAUUCUUGCCACUUUAAAGGGGCAUUCUGGCUUGGUGAAAGGGCUGACCUGGGAUCCUGUUGGGAAAUAUAUUGCCUCUCAGGCUGACGAUCGAAGUUUGAAGGUGUGGCGGACGAUGGACUGGCAACUGGAAACUAGCAUCACAAAGCCCUUUGAUGAGUGUGGAGGGACAACACAUGUGUUGCGUCUUAGCUGGUCACCUGAUGGUCACUAUCUUGUUUCUGCUCAUGCCAUGAAUAAUUCUGGACCUACUGCUCAGAUCAUCGAGAGAGACGGAUGGAAAACCAACAUGGAUUUUGUAGGGCACCGGAAGGCAGUUACAGUAGUGAAAUUCAAUCCAAAAAUCUUCAAGAAGAAGCAAAAGAACGGGAGCUCCACCAAGUCAAGUUGUCCCUACUGCUGUUGUGCUGUUGGUAGUAAGGAUCGAUCUCUUUCUGUCUGGUCAACAAAAGAAAUGUUCAUUUCCUUCAGGACCCUUAAUGGGCUGGGUAUCUUGGUGUGCUCCAUGGAUGGAUCUGUGGCAUUUUUAGACUUUUCCCAGGACGAGCUUGGAGAUCCGCUCAGUGAGGAGGAAAAGAGCGACGUUCAUCAGUCCACGUAUGGCAAGAGCCUAGCUAUAAUGACUGAAGCUCAGUUGUCUACCAGCAUUACUGAGAAUCCAGGGAUGCUCAAGGAUCAAGAAAGACAGCAGCAGCAGGCGGAGCAGAAGAGCGCAUCGAUAAGGGAGGCGUCUGGGGCUGCAACAGCAGCUCCGAAAGUGGCAAACAUGGUUAAUGGGGAGAGUUCAGAGGACAUUAGAAAGAAUCUCUUAAAAAAGCAAGUUGAAACACGGACAGCAGACGGACGGAGAAGGAUUACACCUCUCUGUAUAGCUCAGCUGGACACUGGGGAUUUUUCUACAGCAUUUUUCAAUAGCAUCCCAAUAUCUGGAACUCUGGCUGGCUCAAUGAUGUCUUCUCAAAGUAACCAGCAGCUCAUGUCAUUAGAUUCUAAUGCAGCAAAUUCCCUUAAUACUUCAAAGCCUUCUGUAGAGCCAACAGCAGCCAGUAUAAAAGCAACAGAUGAUGCAGCCAAUAAAGAUGGUGUCAAUGCUACCUCUGCUUCAGCUGCUCCUCCUGCACCGUCUUCCUCUGUGUUGACAACUCCAUCCAAGAUUGAACCUAUGAAAGCAUUUGAUUCUAGAUUUACGGAACGAUCCAAAGCCACCUCAGGGACUGCUGUCGUAACAAAUACAAAUCAGACUGUUGUGGAUAGACUGAAGGAUCAGAAUUUAAUUAAAGACAAUAAACCCAAGGAUAUUCUGGAGAGUAGCAGUGACAGUGAAGAGAAGAUUCCAGCUGCUAAACCACUCAGCGCACCCAAGCGGAAACUGGAACUUGAGGUAGAAACGGUAGAAAAGAAGAAGAAAGGAAGGCCUCGAAAAGACUCCAGACUUGUACCGGUGACUUUAACUGUUCAGUCCCCAGCUACACUGGGCCCUGAAAAAGAUGCUGCUUGCAUCUCUGCACCAGCAUUAGCACUUAAACUGCCAGCCCCAAUCCCACAGAAAUCAUUUACUUUGCAAGUAAGUUCCGAUCCAUCAAUGUACCUCGAAGUGGAGAAUGAAAUGACGACAGUGGGAGGUUCCAAGUUGAGCAGGUUAAAGUGUAAUCGAGAAGGAAAGGAAUGGGAGACAGUCCUCACUAGUCGAAUUCUCACUGCAGCAGGAAGCUGUGAGAUCGUCAGUGUAGCCUGUGAGAAACGAACGCUGUCAGUAUUUUCAGCUUGUGGUCGUCGCCUUCUUCCCCCUAUAAUAUUGAAUACCCCCAUUUCCACCCUCCAUUGCACAGGUUCUUACAUCAUGGCUCUCACCACUGCUGCUACGCUCUCUGUUUGGGAUGUUCACAAGCAGACAGUCAUUGUUAGAGACGAGUCUUUGCAAACAAUAUUAUCAGGAAGUGAUGCAACUCUUUCUCAGAUCUUGCUGACUCAGCAUGGUAUACCUGUAAUGAGCAUGUCUGAUGGAAAGGCAUACUGUUUUAAUCCUUCUCUUUCUACGUGGAAUCUUGUUUCUGACAAACAGGACUCUCUAGCGCAAUGUGCAGACUUCAGGAAUAACUUACCAUCCCAAGAAGCCAUGCUGUGUUCUGGGCCCUUAGCUGUAAUACAGGGACGAACAUCAAAUUCAGGAAGGCAAGCUGCCAGAUUGUUCUCCAUGCCUCAUUUAGUGCAGCAAGAAACAACACUUGCAUACCUGGAGAAUCAGAUAGCAGCAGCACUUAUAUUACAAUCCAGUCAUGAAUAUCGCCACUGGCUCCUUAUCUAUGCACGGUACCUAGUUAAUGAAGGUGAGACUUCUUUGCAGCUCUGUAUUUUAAGAAACCCUCUGUUCACUUCAUCUAUAUGUAUGACUGAAUUU
Messenger RNA from Oxyura jamaicensis (ruddy duck), 2436 nucleotides. Its product is annotated as protein HIRA. The transcript has 16 exons. Gene Ontology annotation, molecular function: nucleosome binding; protein binding. Gene Ontology annotation, cellular component: HIR complex; nucleus. NCBI's taxonomy places the organism in Eukaryota, Metazoa, Chordata, Aves, Anseriformes, Anatidae. The annotation marks the transcript as partial. The record is from RefSeq and is a predicted model, not a curated record. Gene Ontology annotation, biological process: chromatin remodeling; regulation of DNA-templated transcription; DNA-templated transcription.